This is a messenger RNA of Magallana angulata, 2144 nucleotides long. RefSeq names its product beta-1,3-galactosyltransferase 1-like. Gene Ontology annotation, molecular function: hexosyltransferase activity. Gene Ontology annotation, cellular component: membrane. The record is from RefSeq and is a predicted model, not a curated record. The coding region runs from base 86 to 1042 and encodes 318 amino acids. NCBI's taxonomy places the organism in Eukaryota, Metazoa, Mollusca, Bivalvia, Ostreida, Ostreidae. The transcript has a single exon.
AAUGACUGGUAAUACUGUGCACCUUGUUCCGCGCUGCUCUGGAUGUAGAGGGCACACACAAAUUGAUUAAUAUUACUGCACCAGGAUGCGACGUAAAUGUUGUCUGUUUCUGUUGUUAGCAAAUGUGCUUGUAUUUAUUGUAUUAUACAUGAACACUCAACUGGGAACAACUUCAAUGGUUUUCCAGGAAGAUUCAACAAACUUCUUCUUUCGGAUGAAAAAUAUACUGAAUGAUAUGGAUGACAGGAUUAAAAAGGAAAAUUAUCCAGGCAGAUGUGAAAAUGAUCUAGAAUUACUCAUAUUAGUUCCAAGUUCGAUGUGGAAUUUUAAGCAUAGAGAGGCCAUCAGAAAAACCUGGGGAAACAAAAAUAGCUCUGAUGCAAAAACACGGUUGUUGUUUUUCACGGGAACAUCACUUUCAAAUGAAACAUUUCAACAAAUGUUUAAGGAUGAACAAGGACAAUUUCAAGAUAUCGUACAGGUAAAUAUAACAGAAUCUUAUGAUAGUUUAACUAAAAAGUCGGUAGCGUUCUUAAAAUGGGCCCAUCUGAACUGUCCCGGUGUUAGAUACGUUUUAAAGUCGGACGAUGAUAUGUUUAUAAACAUUCAAAACCUAGUUAAUGUGUUAAGGAAAACUAAACCAAAAAACGCCAUUCUAGGGGUGAAAAAUUCACACUCAGUCCCGUUUCGGGACAAAGGAUCAAAGUGGUAUGUCUCCAGGGAACAAUAUCCAAAGGACAAGUUCCCAAUAUACAUAAGUGGGACAGCCUAUGUUAUAACUGGGGAUAUCAUAUCAACAUUAUACAAUUCAACACUUUACGUGCCUUCAUUGUUUAUAGAAGAUGUGUAUUUGAAUGGAAUAUGCCGUGAAAGAAUUGGCGCAAAAGCCAUUCAUCUUUCAGGAUUUGAUACAGCAAGAAGCAGAGGAAAGAUUAAUGGACGAUCAUUUGAGAAACGAAUAACAGGACAUCAUUUUUCUCCAAAGGAUAUUAUACUCAUGUGGGAUGAACUUAAGACAGUUCAAAACCAUCCCGUUCUGUAGAUACACAAUGAUGUAAUUCUGCAACCAGAAAUCAGAUACUUAAACACAGGUAUUUUAACAUUUAAACGAGAUUGCACAAAACGUAAGUGCAGAUUAUGUAUAUAAACAAAGUAAGCCCUGGGCAUACACUAUCAUAUUUCAUACGAAAGUUGAUAAACAACAACAAAAAACAAACGUGGUUGAAACAAAUCCAAUAUCUGAUAGCUCAUAAAAAAGCGAUUUCAUGGUUAUCUCUGCAUCUGCAGAGGACAACUUGCCAAUCUCAGACAAACAAGGCUGACAAUUUUAACAUAUUCGAUCAAUGCUUACUCGAUGAAUGCUUACUUGAUGAAUCUCUGUAGUCGUGUAAUAUUUACACAACUGCGCUGAAAAAUGUAGUUCUAGUCAUAAUCAGCAGAUACAUUACAACACAUUUGAGAGUAUCGAUGUAUCAUGUAAUACGUGUUUGAAAAUAAAUUUACGUAAAAUUAAAUUUAAAAAGCACUUUUCCCCAAGAAAUUUAAAUGUGAAGCAUUUCCUACGCUAGCUGCCUCCUCAGUCUUUUUCACGAAAAUAUAGGUCAUUCUUCAAUUGACAAUUUUUUCACUAAUGAAUUUUGUGUAUAUUAAGAAAUAAAUAUAUUACUGUCAUGAUAAUAGUUGGUUUGUAAUCACAUAAUCUCCAUUAAUUAUUUAUUGUUUAUUGUGUAUAAGUGUGUUUUUUCUUUUUUUUUGAAUGACGGAAUGAUUAAGCAACACCUACACCGUAUUUCUGAUCGCACUCGUGUAGACUAUGAUUAAGGAUGAGUACACUGUUUGCUAGUGAUGCAAAACUGGUGACAGUAUUUCCUACGGACAUAAAAGACUAUAUCCGCCAUUUACUUAAGGUUCCUCCACACUCCAACAUUCUAUUUGAUGGAUCGAUAAAAGAAUCUUUUUUGAAAUAUCAUUUCACAAAAAGCAGAGACCAAUAUCGGCUUUCAAUCAUGUGCAUUUUAAUUGAAUUUUUUGUUUGUUUUUAUCGUCAGUGAACUGAGAACAUUUGCUUUGACUGCAAACAGGGUGUUUUAGAGCUUAAAACUUGAUCUCAGUUGAUGUGUAAUAAAAUUAUAAAUAAAUAUAUA